GGAUGUGAGCGGCAGGUAGCGCCGCCCCCCUCUCGGUGGAAGGGAAAAAACAGAGAGGCAGUGGGGAGAGCGAGGAUGCAUAAAUUGCAUUUCAGCGGAGAGUCUAUGUCGGACGCCUUGUCCAGCGAUGUCCAGGCACUUAAUAAACUCUCCAACCAGCAAUUUUCAGCAUUGACAGAAAUAAUCUUCCGCUUUGUUACAGAACCCACAGAGUCGGUGCGCUUAUUAAGUGAGCUCUGCGAGUUUGCAUCACAGAAUGGAAUGAGUUCAGGCCCAUUGAAAAAUAUAGUGAGAAGUGUCCUGUUGAUUCCUAAUGGUGCCUUGAAAAGAAAUUUGACAGCUGAACAUGUCAAAGCUGAUUUCAUUACUCUGGGACUAAGUGAAGAAAAGGCGGGAUGCUUUGCAGAUCAGUGGAAAUUGCAUUCGGCAGUACUGUCAAGACUGGCACUAGGGCAAACAAUGACCGUCAAUCAGUUGGUAGAUAUGGAAUGGAAGUUUGGAGUAACUGCAGGGAGCAGUGAGCUUCAAAAAGUUGGUAGCAUAUUUUUACAGUUAAAGUUAGUAAUCAAGAAGGGGAACAGAAGUGAAAUUGUUUACAUGGAGUUGACUUUGCCACAAUUUUAUAACUUCCUGCAUGAAAUGGAACAAGCCAAGAUGAGCCUUGAAUGUUUUGGUUAAAUUACUGCUUUAUUCUGCAUCAAUUUAAACAAAAUCCUUUCUACUUGUCCAGAAAUUGCAUAUACAUUGAUGUUAUGCAAAACACUUGAUUCAUUAGUUGUUGAACCUCUGAGAAGAAUUCAUUGAUUUUUCUACUGUUCCAAUGAAUUACUUGUUAACAUAGUUUUACUAUUAUCUAAAUCAAAAUAUUCUGUUUUUGAGAUAAGUAUUCAUUCUGUUUUGUCAUAAAUACUGUGUAAAUAAAAGUCAAUUUGAGAAUUUGCUGAGAGUGGAACUCUCAGUGACUCAGAGUGAAAUUUAGUUUAAUAUAUGGAAUUAAUAUAAAACUGGUAAAAUAAAAAGUUAAUGGAAAGUGCUGUUUAAUAGCUGUCAAUUUGCUAUUGUGAUUGCCAAAGUAGUGGGUUAUCAUUGGAACUCGGAGUGAACUCUUGUAACUUAGGUGUGGCUCAUAAAGGUGUAUAAAAGAAAAACUUUAUCUGCUGGUACUCACUUCAGUUACUAUAAGCUGUAGCUAUAUUGUUAAAAAAUGAUAUCCUGUUCUCCAAAAUAAAAGAUGACUACAAUUAUCAAAAGUAUGCAUGUGAUGCUGCAAGGAUAAUAAUUGAUGCAGAGUUGUAUAUGUCUGUGGGAGUCCUCUGUUAUGUUAAGGAUGAAAUAGUCAAAUAUUUAAUUAGUAAGUUAUAUAACAUAAUCUGAUUAAAUAUACAAUUAUGAAAUGUACAAAUGAAUUGAAUGUCCGAUGACCCUCUAAUUCCCAGCCGGGAAUUGAGAACUAUUUCUUGUAUCUAACAAUGACUGUUUCCAUUUCCUGUUUGAAAUGAUUUCAUAAAGAUUAACUUGUAGGUUGGGUCGGCCGUAAGGAAUGCAAAUGCACUGUUAGAAAACACCUUGAGAGGACUAGAAUACAAAAGCAAGGGUGUAAUUCUUGGGUUCUGUAAGGCAUUAGUCAGGCCACACUUAGAAUAUUGUGAGCAGUUUUGAGCCCCUUAUCUAAGAAAGGAUGUACUGACAUUGGAGAGGUUCCAGAGGGGGGUCAUGAGAACGAACCCAUGAAUGAAAGGGUUUAACAUGUGAGGAGUGUUUUAAUGGUGCUAGAUAGAGUGGCACAAUGUCAGAAUAGAGGGGUGUCCAUUUAGAGUGGAGAUGAGGAAAUUUUUCUUGUCAGAAGAUGUUGAAUCUGGAUUCAUUGCCACAGACGGCUGUGUAGGCCAAGUCAUUAGUUAUAUUUAAGGAGAAGUUUGGUAGAUUAUUUAUUAAUUAAUUGGCAAUCAAAGGUUACUAGAAGAAAGCAGGAGAAUGGAUGAUGGAUCAGCCAUGAAGGAGUGACAGAGCAGACUCAAUAGACCAAUAGUCUAAUUCUGCUCCCAUGACUUAUGAAUAUGAGUGACAUACUAAUUUUGUCACUGAAUACAAAUAGAUGCAGACCCUGAAACAACUAAGACUGUUCACAUAAGGUAUUCCUGCCUGAUAAUUUAUUGCACUUUUGGUCUGCUUCCAGGUUUUCAGCCAGGGAGUCCACCAUUCUGUCUGGAACAUUUCAUAAAUCGAAAUCUAGGAAUUACUUCUGUGUUGGACUUUAAUUAGACUAAUCUUAGUAUCAAUGCAAAUUAAAACACAUGGGACUGUUGUUAAAAUCAUGGUGUCAAUUGCACUUCAAAAACAUUUAGCCAGUGUAGAAUAGUGACAUGAAUCUCUUGGAUACAAAAGGUAAACUUUAACACAGACAUUUUAAAGCACACAGUAUUUUUAUUAUAUAAAAAUAAGUUUAAAAUCAAAAUUUUAACCAGGUUAUUUUAUUUUGUAAUAUUUUUGAGGUGUAAGCAUUUUUUGAUUAAUUACACACCUAUCAGUAAAACAAUUUUGAAUUUCUGGUUCAUUAGUAAUGUGAAAUAAGGAAAAAACAAAUCCAAAGCAGUGAAUGCAUUUUUUUCAGUUGUGCUGCGGGGGAGGGGGAAACUGCCAUUCAUUACAGAUUAUAUACCCUUUCCUGCAUGCUGUUGGCAGAUGAUAAAUUCUUUUUGGAUGCUUAAUUGCUUCUCUGGAACUGUGACACAUGCCAUGACUGACUACAUAAUAAACCUCCCAUCCCCCUUUUCCCCAAUCACAGUUGAUUCCUGCAUGCUAUGUGUAUACAACCCAUCAUCCACCACCAAAAAGAUUUAAUAUUUUAAUUUAUUGCUGUCUACAAAGCAAAUAAAUCAGUUAAUUUUUAUUCAACAUAAAUUAUGCAACCUAGUGUAAAAUUUCAAUUCUAAUAAAUUCAGGAAGACUAAUUACAGAGUCCCAGCUGUAAAGAUUAGUGCUGUACAGAUAAGCUUUGUCAAUAAAAAAAACAUAAGUUGUACUGUUA
Messenger RNA from Hypanus sabinus (Atlantic stingray), 3028 nucleotides. RefSeq names its product COMM domain containing 7 (gene commd7). Gene Ontology annotation, biological process: negative regulation of DNA-templated transcription; tumor necrosis factor-mediated signaling pathway. Lineage: Eukaryota; Metazoa; Chordata; Chondrichthyes; Myliobatiformes; Dasyatidae. Bases 76 to 678 code for a protein of 200 amino acids. The transcript has 9 exons. Gene Ontology annotation, molecular function: NF-kappaB binding. The record is from RefSeq and is a predicted model, not a curated record.